CCCUGCUCCAUCUAGCUCUUUCCAGUGCAGCCACUGCCGCCGCCCAGGAGCCCUUGUCCCCUUUCUUGUCCCCCUCCUUGUUCCCGCUCCAACGCCAUGGAGCCGGACACCGCCGCAGUGGCAGCCACCGUGGCAGCGGCUGAUGCGACCGCCACAAUCGUAGUCAUAGAGGACGAUGAGCCGGGGCCGUCCACCUCUAAGGAGGAGGGAGCGGCCGCCACGGCCACCGAAGCCACCGCGGCCACGGAGAAGGGCGAGAAGAAGAAGGAGAAAGCAGACCGAGCCAAGAGAUUUGAAUUUUUACUGAAGCAGACAGAACUUUUUGCACAUUUCAUUCAGCCCUCAGCACAGAAAUCUCCAACAUCUCCUCUGAACAUGAAAUUGGGACGUCCUCGAAUAAAGAAAGAUGAGAAGCAGAGCUUACUUUCUGCUGGAGACUACCGCCACAGGCGCACAGAACAAGAAGAAGAUGAAGAACUACUGUCGGAGAGUCGGAAAACAUCCAAUGUGUGUAUUAGGUUUGAAGUGUCACCUUCGUAUGUGAAAGGAGGACCACUGAGAGAUUAUCAGAUUCGAGGACUGAACUGGUUGAUCUCUUUGUAUGAAAAUGGAGUCAAUGGUAUUUUGGCUGAUGAAAUGGGUCUUGGUAAGACUUUACAAACGAUUGCUUUGCUUGGUUAUCUGAAACACUACCGGAACAUUCCUGGACCUCACAUGGUUUUAGUUCCAAAGUCUACUUUAUACAACUGGAUGAAUGAAUUUAAACGAUGGGUCCCAUCUCUCCGUGUUAUUUGUUUCGUUGGAGACAAGGAUGCGAGAGCUGCCUUCAUUCGUGAUGAAAUGAUGCCAGGAGAAUGGGAUGUUUGUGUUACUUCUUAUGAGAUGGUAAUUAAAGAAAAAUCUGUAUUCAAAAAGUUUCAUUGGCGCUAUCUAGUCAUUGAUGAAGCUCACAGAAUAAAGAAUGAAAAAUCUAAGCUUUCAGAGAUUGUUCGUGAGUUCAAGUCGACUAACCGCUUGCUCCUAACUGGAACACCUUUGCAGAAUAACCUGCAUGAACUCUGGGCAUUACUCAACUUUUUAUUGCCUGAUGUCUUUAAUUCUGCAGAUGACUUUGAUUCUUGGUUUGACACUAAAAAUUGCCUUGGUGAUCAAAAACUUGUGGAAAGACUUCAUGCAGUAAGUAAUAGCAGACAAGAAAAUUCAGUAAUUAAAUGGUAUACAAAAAUCCUGAUGAAAGACAUUGAUGUUUUAAACUCUGCUGGCAAGAUGGACAAGAUGCGACUCUUAAACAUUCUGAUGCAACUUCGAAAAUGUUGCAAUCAUCCGUAUUUGUUUGAUGGUGCUGAGCCCGGUCCACCUUACACCACUGAUGAGCAUGUUGUCAGCAACAGUGGUAAAAUGGUAGUUUUGGAUAAACUGUUGGCCAAACUCAAAGAACAGGGUUCCAGGGUUCUCAUUUUCAGCCAAAUGACUCGCUUGCUGGACAUUUUAGAGGAUUAUUGCAUGUGGCGUGGUUAUGAGUAUUGUCGACUGGAUGGACAAACCCCACAUGAAGAAAGAGAGGAAGCAAUAGAGGCCUUUAAUGCUCCUAAUAGUAGCAAAUUCAUCUUUAUGCUGAGUACCAGGGCUGGCGGUCUCGGAAUUAACUUGGCAAGUGCUGAUGUGGUUAUACUAUAUGAUUCAGACUGGAAUCCACAGGUUGACCUACAAGCUAUGGAUCGAGCACAUCGUAUUGGUCAGAAGAAGCCAGUACGUGUAUUCCGUCUCAUCACUGACAACACUGUUGAAGAAAGGAUUGUAGAGAGAGCUGAGAUAAAAUUGAGACUUGAUUCAAUUGUUAUACAACAAGGAAGACUCAUUGACCAACAGUCUAACAAGCUGGCAAAAGAGGAAAUGUUACAAAUGAUACGACAUGGAGCCACCCAUGUUUUUGCUUCUAAAGAAAGUGAACUGACAGAUGAAGACAUUACAACUGUUCUGGAAAGAGGGGAAAAGAAGACUGCAGAGAUGAAUGAACGCUUACAGAAAAUGGGAGAGUCUUCUCUUAGAAAUUUUAGAAUGGACACUGAACAAAGUUUAUACAAGUUUGAAGGAGAAGAUUAUAGAGAAAAACAGAAGCUUGGUAUGGUGCAAUGGAUUGAACCUCCUAAACGAGAACGCAAAGCAAACUAUGCAGUGGAUGCCUACUUUAGAGAGGCUUUGCGUGUCAGUGAGCCAAAGACUCCAAAGGUCCCAAGGAAUCCUGAUAUCCCCAAUCCAGCUCUGGCUCAAAGGGAAGAGCAAAAAAAGAUUGAUGGAGCUGAACCUCUUACAGCAGAAGAGACUGAAGAAAAGGAAAAACUUCUCACACAAGAAUUCCAGAGACGCUGUAACACUCUGAUUUCAUUGAUUGAGAAAGAAAAUAUGGAAAUCGAGGAAAGAGAGAGAGCAGAAAAGAAGAAACGGGCAACUAAAACUCCAAUGUCACAGAAAAGAAAAGCAGAGUCAGCUACUGAGAGCUCUGGAAAGAAGGAUGUCAAGAAGGUGAAAUCCUAAAGCCUAGAAAUAAAGUUUUAAAUGGGAAACUGCUAUUUUCUUGUUCCCAUCUUCAAAUGCUAAUUGCCAGUUCCAGUGUAU
Molecule: messenger RNA, 2616 nt
Organism: Propithecus coquereli (Coquerel's sifaka)
Lineage: Eukaryota; Metazoa; Chordata; Mammalia; Primates; Indriidae
Gene: SMARCA1
Product: SWI/SNF related, matrix associated, actin dependent regulator of chromatin, subfamily a, member 1
Exons: 18
Coding region: 97-2535 (812 amino acids)
Biological process (GO): regulation of transcription by RNA polymerase II; nucleosome organization
Cellular component (GO): chromatin; nucleus
Molecular function (GO): ATP-dependent chromatin remodeler activity; nucleosome binding; histone binding
Source: RefSeq, a predicted model, not a curated record